AUGCCAGACCUCUACGAUGUGGUGGACGAAACAUGUGGGGAGGGAACAGCUAAUAUAGAGCUGACGGAAGAACAAAAACAAAAGCUACCACCAACAAGGACGCAAAUAUCCAACCUCAGUCUGCCAAAGGAGAAGUCGCAAAUUGGUGGGGCGUGUUCCAACCUUGUGAACUCUGUCGUUGGCGCUGGUAUUAUUGGCAUUCCCUACGCUCUGAAAGAAUCGGGUCUCGUAGCAGGAGUGAUACUGCUAGUCUUGGUUUCCUUCUUUACAGACAGGACUCUUCGAAUGUUGGUGGAAUUGGCGCAUUUUCAUCCAAAGCUAAAGGCGAUUGAUGUAUUGACGUUUGAAGACUUAAUUUCGCUACCAUUUGGAGAGAUUGGUGGCCACUUUAUUCUUGCUAGCAUGUUGUUUGUAGCAUAUGGAGCUAUGGUUGCCUAUCUGCUCAUCAUCAAGGAUACAGUUCCAAUCAUUAUUGGUUUUAGCGAUGAUCCAGGUGCUGGAGGAUUUAUGCAAAGCGAGUUGGUAAUGGUGGUAGCUUCCUUGGUGGUCAUUGUUCCUCUUUCGAUGCAGCGAGACAUGUCGAGUCUAGCUUAUACUAGUGCCUUGUCUGUCAUGGCGGACAUUGUGCUGGUGGGUAUUAUUGCCAUGUUUUCGCCCUAUCAAGAAACGGUUGCCAAUAAUGGUGGUAUCGUGGCGAUCAUGAAAGACGACGUGAUUGGCUAUGGAUUUUUCAUUGGUUUUGGAGUACUGACAACAGCCAUGACCUGUCAGCACUCGGCGUUUAUCGUUUCUGGUAGCCUGCAAGGACUUUCGACAAAGCGAUGGAGUAUUGUGACAAUGCUAUCCAUGGUAGCGGCCUGUUUUCUUUGUGCCAUUCUCGGUAUCACUGGAUAUCUUGGAUUUCUAGAUGAGACCAAAGGAGACGUCUUGAACAAUUUUGACUACGAAGCUCGGGAGGGCACCGUUGCGAGGUGUUUGCUUGCUCUUACCAUGUUCUUCACCUAUCCUAUGGAAGCCUUUGUGGCUCGACAUGUCAUUAUGAAGCUCCUAUAUGAUGGAGAUAUGGAUGGUGAUACUGUGUCGGACAAUUCUUCUUUCUUGGGAUCUUUGUCCAAUCGAAGAGUCAAAUGGACCUGGAUCUUGUAUCUCGCCACGUUGAUUCCGGCGUUGAUUGUCGAUGACCUGGGUCCAGUGCUCAGUAUCACCGGUGCGUUGGGUGGAUGUUGUUUGGCAUACAUUGGCCCUGGUCUGGUAUAUUUGGGAAUCAAUGGUGACUUUUUCCUAGAAUAUGUUGGGAGUGUCCUGGAUGGAUCGAAUCCCUCAACUCCGCCUGAUGCCAGUACGGAUGAUGAUGGAGCGUAUACCAACAUGGCUGUCGACCCAUCUUCCACCGCGCAACGACUAUCUGGACCAAAGCCUUGGUGGUGGUAUCCGCUAUUGAUGCCACUCUGGGUUCGAAUAGCAUCUCAUGGGUCCAAUGGAAUGCAAGAACGGCUGGCAGGGUUGGCAGCCCAACACCGCUUAUCGCUGAACAACGAAGAUUACCUUGGGACCGAAACAGUUAUUCCGACAAAGAGAGACUAUUUUCUGAGCAUUUUUUUCAUUGUAUUUGGAACAAUAUCUCUUAUCGCUGGACUCUUGUCCAAUUUUGUUGCAUAUGUAAUGUAA
This is a messenger RNA of Cylindrotheca closterium, 1668 nucleotides long. Lineage: Eukaryota; Bacillariophyta; Bacillariophyceae; Bacillariales; Bacillariaceae. The record is from the annotation of a GenBank genome assembly.